Messenger RNA from Lodderomyces parapsilosis, 753 nucleotides. It is a transcript of the gene DPB4, whose product is annotated as DNA polymerase epsilon noncatalytic subunit. Gene Ontology annotation, molecular function: chromatin DNA binding; protein heterodimerization activity. The transcript has a single exon. NCBI's taxonomy places the organism in Eukaryota, Fungi, Ascomycota, Pichiomycetes, Serinales, Debaryomycetaceae. The record is from RefSeq and is a predicted model, not a curated record. The coding region runs from base 1 to 753 and encodes 250 amino acids. Gene Ontology annotation, cellular component: CHRAC; epsilon DNA polymerase complex. Gene Ontology annotation, biological process: leading strand elongation; heterochromatin formation; DNA damage response.
AUGCCACCAAAGGGAUGGAAAAAGAAUGCUGAUCCAAGUGAGCAGCCUUUCAGGGACACGGACCCUGUUUUGAUUGACGACAUAUUGUUUCCUCGUUCAACUAUUCUGAAAUUGGCGAGAUCAAUCACCUUGGAUGAAGACAACCAAAACAAUAUGACAUUAGCAAAAGACUCCCUAUUAGCCUUGCAAAGGUCCGCUACUGUGUUUGUAAGCUAUAUGUUAUUCCAUUCAAAACAAGUGUCAAAAGCUAAUGGUAGAAAGACUGUAACUGCUCAAGAUAUUAUGGCAGCUUUGGAACGAGCUGAAUUUGCUGGAUUUCUUCCGGAAGUGAAACAGAGAUUGGCAGAGUUUGAAUCAAUGGCAAAGGCAAAGAAACAAAAGAAAUUGGAAGAAAAGAGUGCAGGAAAAGAAGAACAAGAAGAAGGGGAAAGUGAAAAUGUGACAAAGAAACCGAGAUUGGACACUGCCGAUGGUGAUUCGCUGAAACCUGCUGCAAGCGACACCGAAGACGAAGGUGACGAUGACGAUGUUGUUGACGAUGGCAACGAUGUUGAGGUUGACACUGAAGAUGUGGAGAUUCGUGAGGAGCUGAGUGAUGAAAUCGAAGAUGGACUGGAUGAGGACGAGAGUGCUGCAGCUAACCCUAUAUCUGAGCUAGACAAGGACGAGCGGGAAUUGCGUGGCGAAGAAGCUGACGACGAUAGACAAAGUGAAGGAGAAGACGAAGAUGAAGACGAUGAAGACGCAGAUUAA